CCCCUGCCCCCCGCGCCGCGCCCCUCCUGCAAGUCCGUCACCUUCUGCUCGCACUGUAAGUACGAGGCACCCUACAGGCUCUCGCCCCAGGACCUGCGCUACUACUCCGACCCGGGCCGAGACAUCCCCAAACAGAAGAAAAAACCCAAGGAACUCAAAAGAGACUCCACCGAUAGCGACCUCAAGUACUACUCCGAACCAGAUGCUAAAAACUACUUCGAAAUUGAUUAUGAAUUCCUGAAAGAGCUGCGAAGAAUCGCCAGACAUAACUGCCCUAAAUGCAGACGCAAGAGAUCGAGGAAUUAUAAAGACGCUAGAAAAGAGAAAACCAAAAAGCCAAGCAGACCUAAGGCGACCUAUGUCUAUUGCAAUGGAAGAUACCAUAGCGAUCAAGAGCAUUGCCAGUUAUGCUGUCGCGUUUGCAACAAAUCUACAGACACCCUUGACUCUAUAGAUGAUGAUCAGUACUCCCUCGUGUCUAAAAGCUACAGCUUAUCUAGCAGAGCCACCACUAGCUCCAGAUCUCGAUCGACACCUAAGAAAACUAGAGAGCGGAAGAAUUCCACGCAAUCUAUAAAAUCUGUUUCGUUCUUGGAAUCGAGCAAUGAGGAGUCGAGAAAAGAUGAACCUAACUAUACGGCUAAGAGUUUUACUAAUGAUCUAAAACAGUUUCUGCUUAAACCGACACCACCACGCUUGAGUUUAAGAGACAAAUUCAUAAUCAGCUUCAAACAAGAAUUCGAAGCUACGAAAAAAUCACCCAAACUCAAAGCGAUUAAAGGUCUCUGGAAGUCCUAUUAAAACCCUUCUUAUUUUGGUGCAUUUAAAGAAUUUAUUUGGUGCUUAUUUUGACGGACGUCCCGUUAUUUAUUUUGGAAACAACGUAAGUGUUCAGAAUGGUCUAAAAUCGUAGAAAACCAAGUAUUUGGUGCUAAGUACUCUUUUAUAGGCUCUGACAAGCUUUAUACUCUACAAACUUCAAAAUGAUUAAAACUACAGACAAUUUUGAAUAACACACAAGUGUUUUUCUCGUAAAACUAUUUGCUAUAAUCUUUGAAAUGCCUAAAUUUAGAUGUUUAGGCUUUUUUUCUUAUUCUGCUCGUAGCAAUUUAAUCUCAUAACUAAAAAAACAUAAAAUAUACGAAACUUAUUUAUUCGAAUGUAAUAAUUAUGAACUUAACGAAAAUACGAAUUUGUAACAUAGGUUCGCACAAGGCCACUUAAAUGAGUAGCGUAAAAAUCAUUGUUAAGAGAAUAUUUCAGAAAGUAAUCUUGAAUAUAAAACUUAAAAUAGUACAUUACGAUACAAGUGCGAAAAAUAGGAAAUUCGAAACGAGUGGCGAUAAAUUAAAACACGACCGAAGGGAGUGUUUUAAAUCGACACGAGUUGCGAAUUACCUAUUCGCACAUGUAUCGUACAACGUUUUACAGUACAUAUGGCCCUUUAAAUGUUCGACACAGUAACGUAAUAUGCUACUUCUCGCACUAGUGCUAUAAAGUAGCCCCAUAUGUAC
This is a messenger RNA of Cydia pomonella (codling moth), 1514 nucleotides long. RefSeq lists its product as uncharacterized. The annotation marks the transcript as partial. The record is from RefSeq and is a predicted model, not a curated record. NCBI's taxonomy places the organism in Eukaryota, Metazoa, Arthropoda, Insecta, Lepidoptera, Tortricidae. The transcript has a single exon.